AUGCUGUCCUCCGUCCUGGGAGCGGCCGCUCUCCUCGUCGGCUCCGCCGCUGCCCACGGCGCCGUCACCAGCUACGUCAUCGCCGGCACCAACUACCCGGGCUACCAGGGCUUCUCGCCCAGCAACUCCCCCAGCGUCAUCCAGCGCCAGUGGCCCGACUACAACCCCAUCAUGCAGGCCAGCUCGGCCAAGCUGCGCUGCAACGGCGGCACCUCGGCCAAGCUCAGCGCGCCCGUCCAGCCCGGCGACAAGGUCGCGGCCAUCUGGGGCCAGUGGACGCACUCGCAGGGCCCCAUCCUCGUGUGGAUGUACAAGUGCGCCGGCGACUUUGCCUCGUGCGACGGCUCGGGCGCCGGCUGGUUCAAGAUUGACGAGGCCGGCUUCCACGGCGACGGCGUCAAGGUGUUUCUGAACACGGAGACGCCCUCGGGCUGGGACAUUGCCAAGCUCGUCGGCGGCAACAAGAACUGGACGAGCACGAUCCCGGCCGGCCUCGCCGCCGGCAACUACCUGAUCCGCCACGAGCUCAUCGCCCUGCACCAGGCCAACACGCCGCAGUUCUACGCCGAGUGCGCCCAGAUCGUCGUCGGCGGCUCCGGCACCGCCGUGCCCGACGCGUCGUACAAGGCGGCCAUCCCCGGCUACUGCAAGCAGACGGACCCCAACAUCCAGGUGGCCAUUGACAACCACUCGAUCCCGCAGACGUACACCAUCCCCGGCCCGCCGGUGUUCAAGGGCACGGGUGCCAAGAAGGCGCGCGAGUUUGAGGCGUAG
Messenger RNA from Sporothrix brasiliensis 5110, 774 nucleotides. RefSeq names its product cellulose-growth-specific protein. The transcript has a single exon. Bases 1 to 774 code for a protein of 257 amino acids. NCBI's taxonomy places the organism in Eukaryota, Fungi, Ascomycota, Sordariomycetes, Ophiostomatales, Ophiostomataceae. The record is from RefSeq and is a predicted model, not a curated record.